AUGUUUUUUUUACGUACUAUUUUAAUUAAUGUUGCUUUCCUAACAUGCGUGAGCGCUGUUUCACUGAAGUUUAAUGAUCCAUUAAUUGCUCAAGAAGGUUUGGGAUGGCCCAACAGCCUACAAGUAGCUGAAGGUCAUGAAGCUUUGAUGAAAUUGGCUGUGACCUUAGAGAAUCAGGGGUCGUGUGUAAUAACAACCCCAGGUGGUGUAACUUUUGAUAUUGACUCGCCGCCAAGCAACAGAUUUUCGCGAUGGGACGAAACUUGUAGUGUAAAAGUGACAGAAGUCAGAGACGGUGAUACGGGAAGAUGGCGGCUGACUGCCACUGGUGACAAUACCACCGUCAGGGGGUGGACGGAAGUUCAUGUAAUAGAAGAACUACCCCCGACAAUAGCUCCACCAAUAAUCCUACGGGAUGGCAAAAGUGAAGUGAAAAUAGAUCUAUCAACUGAAGACAAUUCAUACUGUUUAGUUGCGAAACCGUUUUCUGACAGUGCUCUAGUACCAGGACCUAUUUGUUCAGUAACCCUAGAUAGAACAACGAGAGCUGUACAGGGAACCUGGGAUGUCCUUUUGGGAGUCCCGGGUAGAAUGGCGGAGGUACCAAUGAGGAGAGAGGUUGUUGUUGAAGCGGAACGCUUGGAUGUUGGUUAUAUCCAUGAUAAUAAUAAGCUGCACUUAUAUUGCAAUAUUUUGCAUACGGAGAAAAAUAUUACCUUUUGUCGAUUUCAAAGAACAUCUAAAUUAUUUGGAUAUAAUGUGGUUGAUGGAUUAAGCGAUGGUAAACACAGUUAUUAUGGGAAAGGCUUCCUUAGAAGAGAGUGCGGAAUCACGAUCCAGAAUCCAAUAGCGGAUGACUUCGGGUCGUGGCGAUGUACCCUUGGUGUCAAUAUGUGGGUGGACAAAGUAAUUAAAGAACAACCACCUAUGCAGGCCUUGAUCAGCGUGGCUCCUAACUUUAGAGGUUUGUUAUAUUAA
Molecule: messenger RNA, 978 nt
Organism: Pieris macdunnoughi
Lineage: Eukaryota; Metazoa; Arthropoda; Insecta; Lepidoptera; Pieridae
Source: the annotation of a GenBank genome assembly